Messenger RNA from Maudiozyma barnettii, 867 nucleotides. RefSeq names its product transcription activator HAP2 (gene HAP2). The transcript has a single exon. Gene Ontology annotation, biological process: regulation of transcription by RNA polymerase II. The record is from RefSeq and is a predicted model, not a curated record. Gene Ontology annotation, molecular function: RNA polymerase II cis-regulatory region sequence-specific DNA binding; DNA-binding transcription factor activity, RNA polymerase II-specific. NCBI's taxonomy places the organism in Eukaryota, Fungi, Ascomycota, Saccharomycetes, Saccharomycetales, Saccharomycetaceae. Gene Ontology annotation, cellular component: CCAAT-binding factor complex. The coding region runs from base 1 to 867 and encodes 288 amino acids.
AUGAAUACUAAUGAAGACAACUAUCGUCCAUUAGAAGCGGAUUUGAUCCACACGAAUAUCGGAAUUUCCAAUCCUUUAUCCACAGAUACCCAAAAUGAUAGUAAUAGUGUAAUUAAUCGUACCAAUUCUCAUACUAGUGCAUCUGAUCUUUAUUUAUACAAUAGAUUGAAUAGGGGAGCUACAGAGAAAGUGACUUCGAAUAUGUACAUGAAUGAUAUCCAUCCGUUGAAUAAUAAAAAUGAUAAACUUGAAACUAAUGAUAUUGACUCAAAUAUAAAUGUGAAUACAAGGAGUACUUUGAAUGAUAUCUCUCACUCAAAUAUAGAGACACAACUAAUAAAUAAACUUGAUCCUAGCGAUCCUACUGAUCUUGUUAUGGACGACCACAGUGUGACUCAACACGAUAUGACAUCAGAAUAUAAUACAGAUGUUGUCAAUACUGAAAGGGAAACUACUCCGGAUCAACCUUUCUAUGUUAAUGCUAAACAAUAUUACAGGAUAUUAAAGAGGCGUUACGCUAGGGCAAGGCUGGAAGAAAAUCUACGUAUAUCAAGAGAAAGAAAGCCCUAUUUACACGAGUCGCGACAUAAACAUGCAAUGCGUAGACCAAGAGGACAAGGUGGAAGAUUCCUAACAGCUGCCGAAAUAGAAGAUUUAAAGAGUAGAGGUAGGAUUGAUGAAAAUGGUGAUGUCAUACCUGAAGACAAAGAAAAUAAUAAUGAUGAAAAUGAAGGUACUGAGAAUGUUGUGAAGAAUGAUAUCGCAAAGAUUGUUAAUAAAGAUGAUAAUAAUAAUAAUAAUAAUAGCACGGAGAAAACAAAUGUGUCUAUUACAUCAGAAGUAAUGCCAAUAAAGGAUAAAAAAUAA